Apodemus sylvaticus (European woodmouse) is the source of this 840-nucleotide messenger RNA. RefSeq names its product zinc finger matrin-type 5 (gene Zmat5). The record is from RefSeq and is a predicted model, not a curated record. The coding region runs from base 130 to 642 and encodes 170 amino acids. Gene Ontology annotation, molecular function: zinc ion binding. The transcript has 6 exons. Gene Ontology annotation, cellular component: U12-type spliceosomal complex. Lineage: Eukaryota; Metazoa; Chordata; Mammalia; Rodentia; Muridae.
CAGCUUUCUCGGUACCAUAGGAAGGACUACGAAUCCCAGCGUACAGAGCGCUGCGCGAGGACACAAGAGGAGGAGCCCGGAGCCGUCUAGUCGCGGAACCAGGGGGCCCCAGCAUAUGGCGGAGGCGCCAUGGGGAAGCGGUACUUCUGUGACUACUGUGACCGCUCCUUCCAGGACAACCUCCACAACCGAAAGAAGCACCUGAACGGGCUGCAGCACCUCAAGGCCAAGAAAGUGUGGUAUGACAUAUUCCGAGAUGCAGCGGCCAUCUUGCUGGAUGAACAGAACAAGCGACCCUGCAGGAAAUUCCUGCUGACAGGCCAGUGCGACUUUGGCUCCAACUGCAGAUUUUCCCACAUGUCAGAACAAGAUCUGCAGGAGCUGAGCAUCCAGGUGGAGGAGGAGAGGCGGGCCAGAGAAUGGCCACUGGAGACUGCAGAGCUUCCUCAGGGCCACCUGGAGGACUGGCUGGAGAAGAGAGCUAAGCGACUCAGCUCAGCCCCAAGUAGCAGGGCUGAACCCAUCACAACCACUGUCUUCCAGUAUCCCGUGGGCUGGCCACCAAUGCAGGAGCUGCCCCCCUCCCUGCGGGCACCCCCACCCGGAGGAUGGUCGGCACAGCCUCGAGUCCAGUGGGGCUGAGCUCUUGCCCACCUCCCUGUGACCUGUCUCCUCAGUCACAGUAAAGACACUGCCCAACUGUGGAAGCAGAGCUGCCUUCCCUCCGCUUGCCCUGGGGCCUCUGAGCCUGGCCUCCCAUCCACCCACCAUCCCUCAGGGUGUUUCUCUAGAAGAUAGGUGAGAAACAUCCGAAUGUUUAUAAAGAAAGUCUGUCCUCGA